Molecule: messenger RNA, 3651 nt
Organism: Monodelphis domestica (gray short-tailed opossum)
Lineage: Eukaryota; Metazoa; Chordata; Mammalia; Didelphimorphia; Didelphidae
Gene: FOXB1
Product: forkhead box B1
Biological process (GO): regulation of transcription by RNA polymerase II; anatomical structure morphogenesis; cell differentiation
Molecular function (GO): RNA polymerase II cis-regulatory region sequence-specific DNA binding; DNA-binding transcription factor activity, RNA polymerase II-specific
Source: RefSeq, a predicted model, not a curated record
AACAGAAUACCACAGCCAAGCAAUUUCCAUGUCAAACAUCGCUCUGCUCAGUAGCUCCAUUUGUAAGUGUGAAUCGCAGACUAAGCUCCCUGCGCAGUCCACAGAAGGGCCGUUGCAUACCUUCACACGCACAGAGACUGGGGGUGCCAUCCCACUUCAAUUCCGGUUGUUGAGCCUUUUCACCCCUCGCCUUGUCUUCAAAUGGAAAUGAUUUCUAUUGGCCCAAGGUGUCCAUGUAAAUAGGUGUAAAUGAAACCAGAUUAUGCCUCUCUCUCUCUUCUCCCUCUCUUUCAGCCCCCUCCCUCUCCAGCCUCCUCUCCCUCCCUCCAUUCCUCCUCCCCCUUCUUCUCUUCCUCCUCCUCCUCCUCCCAAGGCGAUUGUCAUAUGAUAGCAAAGAAGUGGCACAUUAAUGAAGCGCCUCUACAGGGGUCUUUUCUGCUCCUGUCACUGCAUAAAACUAUCAGAUGGUUACAGGAAGGACAUGGAGGCAACUACCUAGCUCAGCGUCGCGGCGGAGGAGAGAGCAGCUCCCGCUGCAGCCCCGGAGCUUUUGCCGCUGCCUCCAGUGGUCAUUAGAGCCCAGCUUGCCCGCGGGGAGGGGGGCGCAGAAUCGGAGAUCGCCAGGGACUGGGCGGCUACGGGGUUCCGAGGAGCUGUUCCGCCGCACAGCAGAGCAGAGCGCCGAGCCUUACGGAAAGGCGCUAGAGCUGCUGGGCUUAGGGGAACGGACGCCCCGCGGGCAGCAUCCCGGAUGUGGACGGUCAACUUCGAGUAACUUUAAGAUCUGUAACUCGGCCUUGCUGGCUUCGCGGUGUCUGUCGGUCCGUCUACACCCUCCCCCAACCUUCCCCUCCCUGGCAAAUCGAAGCACCCUGCCAGCCCGCGAGAGAGGAGGAGGAGGAAGAGGAGGAGGAGGAGGAAGAGGAAGAUGCCUCGGCCGGGCCGAAACACGUACAGCGACCAGAAGCCGCCUUACUCUUAUAUCUCGCUUACUGCUAUGGCCAUCCAGAGUUCCCCGGAGAAGAUGCUACCGCUGAGCGAAAUUUACAAGUUCAUCAUGGACCGCUUCCCCUACUACCGGGAGAACACACAGCGCUGGCAGAACAGUCUACGACACAACCUUUCGUUCAAUGACUGCUUUAUCAAGAUCCCACGGCGGCCAGACCAGCCCGGUAAGGGCAGCUUCUGGGCCCUGCACCCCAGCUGUGGGGACAUGUUCGAGAACGGCAGCUUCCUGCGGCGCCGCAAACGCUUCAAGGUGCUCAAGUCCGACCACUUGGCGCCCAGCAAACCGGCCGACGCGGCUCAGUACCUGCAGCAGCAGGCCAAGCUGCGCCUUAGCGCCUUGGCAGCCUCGGGCACCCACCUGCCCCAAAUGCCUGCGGCUGCCUACAAUCUGGGCGGGGUGUCGCAGCCCUCGGGCUUCAAGCACCCCUUCGCCAUAGAGAACAUCAUCGCUCGCGAGUACAAGAUGCCCGGGGGCUUGGCUUUCUCCGCCAUGCAGCCAGUGCCCGCCGCCUAUCCCCUCCCGAAUCAGUUGACUACCAUGGGCAGCUCCUUGGGUACUGGCUGGCCUCACAUGUAUGGCUCAGGCAUGAUCGACUCGGCCACCCCUAUCUCCAUGGCGAGCGGCGAUUACAGCGCAUACGGGGUGCCUCUGAAGCCACUGUGCCAUGGAGGGCAGACGCUGCCCGCCAUCCCGGUACCCAUCAAGCCCACGCCGGCCGCUGUGCCCGCCUUGCCCGCCUUGCCCGCGCCCAUCCCCACGCUGCUUUCGAACUCGCCCCCCUCACUCAGCCCUACUUCUUCGCAGACAGCGACUAGCCAAAGCAGCCCCGCCACCCCCAGCGAGACUCUCACGAGCCCGGCUUCCGCUUUGCACUCUGUGGCCGUGCACUGACCCGGAGAGGCAGGGCCCUAUUACCCCCUCCCUGUUACUCUUCCCCUUCCCCCAGCCACACAGUCCCUGCUUCUGAGAUUCUCGGAGGUCUCUUCUAACCAUCCACCCCACACCUUCUCCUUCUACCCCCCACAACUUCCCACAGGCUACACAAGACCCCCAUUUCAACCAAGUGCAGACUAGCUGCCCGAGUUGAAACUCUGACCAUUCCUCUUUCCCUUCCGUCCGGACCCCAGGCUUCUAGAACUUUGUUUUGGACAUGAAAGGAAACAACACAGAGACUUGGAGAGUCCGAGAAGUCUACGCCUCUAGGCGUGCAGGAAUGUUCAUGGUCCAUCCCUUGCCCAAGGGGAGGCUGUAGUUGGGUCACUAUCCCAUACCCCCAAGUCUCCCUCACCUCGCCCCACUUUGGAGGUAGAAGUGCAGCCCUAUUCAGGGCCUCCUGCCUCUCGAUCCCAGACUUCCUCCGGAACCCAAAUCCUCGAUGGCUUCUUUCCGCCCUCCUUUUGGCAGUCAACAGUUCAGAAAUAACUUAAAACCGCUUCAGAGCUACUAUCGUCUUUUUUCUUCUACCUGUACCUAUUCUAGGCGCGCCACUACCAGACGCCUUCAACUGUGAGGCCUAAGGGCAGGCCACUUCAGAUCCUGAAUCUCUGCUAUAUGUCUUUUCCAAGAGCUAGGGAUGGGACCACCAAGCCCCGAACUCCCACACAGCCCAACCCCCAGCCCGCUCCCACAGCCACCCACUUCUCAGUGCUUCCGAGACAGCAGCCAGCAAGUUCACCCAAGUUGCUUGCCCCGCUGCUCGCCCCAGUUUCAACUUGUGGGCUUUGGGUUUUGUAUUUGUUUUAUUUUUCUAUUUCUAUUUUUCAUUUUUCUAGCCAGGAGCACUGGGCAUUGAAUUCCUGGAAGUAGAAAGGGCUAGGCACAAAUGCCAAGGGCAGGACACCUGUCUGAGGAGGGUGGGGGAGGGGGAGAAACAAUAAACAAACAAACAAACCCAAUAUUGUUUACAAAGCCCCAGUCAAAAUGUAAAUAGUGAACUUGAGGCUCUACCCCAAGACUGGCUAGGUACACUUUACUAGUACCAGUUGUAAAACCAACGUUUACUUUCCAUUUCUGUAGAAGUGGGUUGAGGGAAAGUUGGAGGUUAGAGCAGGGGAAGCUGGGAAAAUUCAUUUGUAUGGCAACUUUUUUCUGAUUCCUUAGAGAUCAUUUAAGCUAUUUAUUUUACUGCUUAAUAAAAUUAAAAUGAAAUAAAACCACAAAUAAAAAGACAGCCAAGGGCAACCCUUCAUGAGUUAGCUGCAGUAGUGAACUGGUGAGAUGAGGUGGGGGGAAUAUCACUGGAGAUUUCUCGAUUAAGACUAGUCUUUCUGUUGUUUUAUUAGAAGCUUUCUGUUUUAUUAGAAGCUGAAAGGGCUGCAAAGGGGUGUACAUGCUUGUGAAUAGGAAUGAUGAUAAACUGUGUAAAAUGCACUUUUUGUUGGCUAUAUUCCCUUAGUUUUCGGUAGUUUGCUGGAAAUUGAACUGUUUUUCUGCUGUGAACUGCUUAAGUUAAAAAAAAAAGUUGUCAUCAGAGCUGUAAAGAAAUCUUUUUUUCCUUCCUGUACAGAAUAAGCAUGACAUUUAAAAUAUUGAUGUUCUUGUUCCCAGCAUGCCUGUUUUAAGACAAAGGAUUAAAAAAAGUGUCUAUGUUAAAUUAUGAACCUAGUCCAAAUAAUAUUUUCUCAUUAAAAUAUGUAAAUUCA